CAUUUCAUUCUAAUUGAAUUUCAGUAAACUUGCAAUUUCUGUUAGAAAGAAUUCUGUAAAUUACUAUUGCACUUUUUAGCUUGUAGCUUUCUAACUUCAUUCUUUUUCCCUUUUUUUGAAGAUCACUAUAUGUUUUUGUUGUUUACCAUCCUUUAGUGUAAUGUUGGCAGUUCAUGAAACGCUGGAAUACAAUAUUGCUAUAAAAGGCAACUUAGUUGAAAUUUAAACAGCCACUUAACAAACCUUGUUUUGGGGGUCACGUAACGUGAGAAAGUGCCAAUGCUUUGAUAUUUUUCCACAUUCCCUGGAUUUUGCUAUUAGAUUGAACUACAAGAAUGCAUGGAAAAUUGGGUACUGCUGUAGGAGAUGAAUGGCAGCUUCUCUGUUACCAUGCUAUUCUCAUGUCUGACCUCUAGUGGUAUGCUAUGUCUAACUUUUUCUUCCCCCUGACUAUAAAUUAUGUUAUGAUGAUUCUGUGCCACGUUCCUGCACGAUACUAGGAUUUUUCUCUUGUUCAGUUGAACUUGAAGCCAACAACUUGGUAUGCUUUUGCUUACAUACUAUAGAGGAUAUUUGUCUAAUGGAGUCUUCAGAAGAGACAGGCUGCCAAGCUCCGGAAGGUCCAAUUCUUUGCAUUAACAAUUGUGGGUUUUUUGGUAGUGCAGCAACCAUGAACAUGUGUUCAAAGUGCCACAAGGAGAUGAUCUUGAAGCAGGAUCAAGCCAAACUUGCUGCUUCAUCGAUUGAGAACAUCGUCAAUGGCAGUUCAAGUAGUAAAGAGAAAGAGCCUGUUGUUACUGGCGCUUUGGCUGUACAAGCUGUGUCAGCGGACUUUGAAGUUGUUUCGACUCAGGCAUCCCCUGAGAUUUUAGUGGGGCAGGGCUCAGAAGCGAAGGUAAAAGAGGGCCCAAACAGGUGCAGCACUUGCCGCAAACGUGUGGGUUUAACUGGUUUUAACUGCAGAUGUGGAAAUCUUUUCUGUGCCGUGCAUCGUUAUUCUGAUAAGCAUGAGUGUCCAUUUGACUAUCGCGCUGCUGCUCAGGAUGCAAUAGCUAAAGCUAAUCCUGUUGUCAAAGCAGAAAAGCUCGAUAAGAUCUAGAAGCCAGGGCUGAAGUAUUAUAAAGUAUGCAGCUUUUUCUCAAUGAAUUUGCUAUUUGUUAUAAGUUGACCACUUGUCUGAUUGUGUCUGCUGUAGCAAUGCUCAACGUGUAAGGCAUAAGGAUUUGGACAUCUUUGCUGUCUGGUGAACUUUGGAAGUCCUCUACAACUGGCUACGAUUGCUUGGGUUGCUUCAGUAUCUUAGUUCUUUGUGCUGGCUUGGUGAUGUCUUUGUGCAAUGUGCAUUUGUCCUCCUGGUUAUUUUCCAUUUGUGUCAUCGUAAAGCAACUGCGUCAUGGCUCGAGAAAACUUUUUUUUUUUUUUUUUUUGGUGGGGGGCAGGGGUGGGUAUUUCUAAGAGAAAAGGAGGGAAAAUUGAAAAAAGAAACUAUUCAUCUGCUGUAUGUUUCUAUGUAUUGGGAUGAGUUAAUCCCAGACAUAAUACUAGAUGUGUAUAGAUGUUUGUCCUUGCUAUAAAAGGAAGAAUGAUCGAGCUUUUUGGAUAACCAUUUUCUAUGUCUCAGCAACCUUUACUUA
Messenger RNA from Coffea eugenioides, 1634 nucleotides. RefSeq names its product zinc finger A20 and AN1 domain-containing stress-associated protein 8-like. Gene Ontology annotation, molecular function: zinc ion binding; DNA binding. The transcript is spliced from 2 exons. NCBI's taxonomy places the organism in Eukaryota, Viridiplantae, Streptophyta, Magnoliopsida, Gentianales, Rubiaceae. Bases 581 to 1099 code for a protein of 172 amino acids. The record is from RefSeq and is a predicted model, not a curated record.